Messenger RNA from Aspergillus caelatus, 1305 nucleotides. RefSeq lists its product as uncharacterized. Lineage: Eukaryota; Fungi; Ascomycota; Eurotiomycetes; Eurotiales; Aspergillaceae. Gene Ontology annotation, cellular component: TRAMP complex; nucleolus. The record is from RefSeq and is a predicted model, not a curated record. Gene Ontology annotation, biological process: RNA 3'-end processing. Bases 1 to 1305 code for a protein of 434 amino acids. Gene Ontology annotation, molecular function: mRNA binding; poly(A) RNA polymerase activity. The transcript is spliced from 2 exons.
AUGGCAACCAGACUGACUUGGAAACCAGUUUCCCCAGAAGCUACAGCACAACUUGUCUCAUCUGGGCCAUCGACACGGACAGCAAGGAGUACUCGUACUAUGAAAAAGGAUCCCGUCAUUACCACCCGAACAAUUCUGUGUGACCGGAUACGAUGGAAUGUAAAUGCAGAACAAGGCCGAUGGGAGCAAUCCCCAUGGAUGGAUUACUGGGACGCGAGUCGCGAAUGGCCUGACGGCUUCUUGCAGCUAGAUGCAGAGAUCCGCGCACUUGAGGAAUACUUGUUACCAACACCUCCUGAACAGGAUAGGGUAAAUCAUAUAGUUACUCAAGUUACAAACAUGCUGCGAGAUGUUAUACCUCAUACGCCGCAGGUCAUCGGCUCUCGGCGAACCGGGUUUGCGAUGAGCCAUUCAGACUUGGACUUCAUCUUGCCUGUGCCGGAUCCGGCCCGAUCGAUCGACAGGGUCCGAAGGCCAAGUCCUACACGGCCACAGAUUCUCAGUCUCCAUAGUGAUCUAUUAUCUCGGGUGGAAUAUACCCUUCAGCAUUGCUCGUCGUUUAGCGGCCGGAUUAAGUUGAACGGCAAAUGGAAUUCAAUUCUGACCGCUGUUCACCAUGAGACCGGUAUGCGAGUGCAGUUUCACUGUGGUGAAGGCUUGCCCUCCUCUGUUGAGUAUAUAUGCGACUAUCAUGCUGAAUAUCCUGCGAUUCGGCCGCUAUACAUGGUCAUCCGUCUGAUAUUGGAGGCGCAAGAGUUGUUUGGUAGCCAUAACUCAUCCAUUGAGCCUGAUACUCUUGUGAUGCUUCUUGUGGCAUUUCUUAAAAUGAAUCAUGGCCGAUUCCAAGAGUCAAGAAGCUUGGGAGAACAGCUCCUUGCUGUUUUAAAGGUAUACGGCUCUGAGGUUGAUCUACGAAGUACCUGUGUUUCCGUGGACCCGCCAAGCUUCUUUGAUGCAAGUACUGUGAAAGACACAAUAAAAAAAUAUGAUGCAGAGGAUUUGCCAGCCCACCUCCGCGGCCAACGUGCACUUGUAAAUCGGAAGAAAACGGCUGCUAUCAAGCGAAAUAUACCGGCAGCCUCGAGGCUAUGCCUUCAAGAUCCCGCCAAUUAUAUGAAUGAUCUCGGCCGCACAUGUCGCACUUCUGAACUCCAGGGCGUUUUGGCGCGCGCACAUUAUCGCCUUAGCGCAUGUCUGGGUGCAAGGGAACGGCGUAAACAUGGUGGUUUCAAAAACAGCCUCCUGGCCUCUGUUCUACAAGCGAAUUUCGAUGACUUUCACAAGGUGCGAGCACAGAUGACCUAG